UCUUAAAUGAGUGACACGAAAAAAUUGUAAAUUACUGAAAUUAAACUUUAGUUUACUGAACGGCGAUUUCUUUCAAUCAUGAAGGUUCUAAUUUUUUUGGUCAUCGGAUUUCUGUGUUUAUCAGUCUCAGUUGCAGAUUUACAACACCCUGAUUCAUUCAUUUUGCUUCCUGCUAAUCCAUCGGAGUUAACACAGUGUGCUCCAGUUCUACAGUAUCUGUCGCAAUCACAGCUCCAGUAUAUGAAGGAUGUUCAAGAUCGAUUGAAACAGCAGCGUUCGUCGAUGCAACAAAGUCAGGCUGUAUUGACAUUGAUAGCACAAAAACUCAAAAAUCCUGAAAUCUCGGCUCAAUUACAAAAAAAUCCGAAGCAAGCCAGUCAAAUCUUCGCACAGAUAAAGAAAGAAGCCGAGCAAGAACUGCAGAAUAGAUCCAGGUUGGCACAAAUAAGGGAGAAUAUGCCAGAAGACGAAUUGACAGAUAUUUUUUCAAAUUGUUGAAAUUAAAU
Molecule: messenger RNA, 506 nt
Organism: Coccinella septempunctata (seven-spotted ladybird)
Lineage: Eukaryota; Metazoa; Arthropoda; Insecta; Coleoptera; Coccinellidae
Exons: 2
Coding region: 79-498 (139 amino acids)
Source: RefSeq, a predicted model, not a curated record